Molecule: messenger RNA, 2086 nt
Organism: Kogia breviceps (pygmy sperm whale)
Lineage: Eukaryota; Metazoa; Chordata; Mammalia; Artiodactyla; Physeteridae
Gene: RASGRP2
Product: RAS guanyl releasing protein 2
Biological process (GO): positive regulation of GTPase activity; Ras protein signal transduction
Cellular component (GO): plasma membrane
Molecular function (GO): calcium ion binding; guanyl-nucleotide exchange factor activity
Source: RefSeq, a predicted model, not a curated record
GGCUCUCGGAGCGCAGCUUGGCCAGCCUAACCGCGCCCGGAGGCCAUGGCGGGCACCUUGGACCUGGACAAGGGCUGCACGGUGGAGGAGCUGCUCCGUGGUUGCAUUGAAGCCUUCGAUGACUCCGGGAAGGUGCGGGACCCGCAGCUGGUGCGCAUGUUCCUCAUGAUGCACCCCUGGUACAUCCCUUCCUCUCAGCUGGCGGCAAAACUGCUGCACAUCUACCAACAAUCCCGGAAGGACAACUCCAGUUCGCUUCAGGUGAAAACAUGCCAUCUGGUCAGGUACUGGAUCUCAGCAUUCCCAGCGGAGUUUGAUUUGAAUCCUGAGCUCGCUGAACAGAUCAAGGAGCUGAAGGCUCUGCUAGACCAAGAAGGGAACCGCCGGCACAGCAGCCUCAUCGACAUCGAGAGCGUCCCCACCUACAAGUGGAAUCGGCAGGUGACCCAGAGGAACCCUGUGGAACAGAAAAAGCGCAAGAUGUCCCUGUUGUUUGACCACCUGGACCCCAUGGAGCUGGCAGCACAUCUCACCUACUUGGAAUAUCGCUCCUUUGGCAAGAUCCUGUUCCAGGACUAUCACAGUUUCGUGACUCAUGGCUGCACCGUGGACAAUCCCGUCCUGGAGCGAUUCAUCUCCCUCUUCAACAGUGUCUCGCAGUGGGUGCAACUCAUGAUUCUCAGCAAGCCCACAGCCCUGCAGCGGGCCCUGGUCAUCACACACUUCGUCCACGUUGCCGAGAAACUCCUGGAGCUGCAGAAUUUCAACACGCUGAUGGCGGUGGUCGGGGGCCUGAGCCACAGCUCCAUCUCCCGCCUCAAGGAGACCCACAGCCACGUGAGCCCGGAGACCAUCAAGCUCUGGGAAGGUCUGACAGAACUAGUGACGGCCACUGGUAACUAUGGCAACUACCGGCGCCGACUGGCAGCCUGCGUGGGCUUCCGCUUCCCCAUCUUGGGUGUGCACCUCAAGGACCUGGUGGCCCUGCAGCUGGCACUGCCUGACUGGCUGGACCCCACCCGGACCCGACUUAAUGGGGCCAAGAUGAAGCAGCUCUUCAGCAUCCUGGAGGAGCUGGCCAUGGUGAACAGCCUUCAGCCCCCAGUGCAAGCCAACCCCGACCUGCUAAGCCUGCUGACGGUGUCUCUGGAUCAGUAUCAGACAGAGGAUGAGCUCUACCAGCUGUCCCUGCAGCGGGAACCGCGCUCCAAGUCCUCGCCAACCAGCCCCACCAGCUGCACGCCGCCUCCCCGGCCCCUGGUGCUGGAGGAGUGGACCUCAGCGGCCAAACCCAAGCUGGACCAGGCACUCUUGGUGGAGCACAUUGAGAAGAUGGUGGAGUCUGUGUUCCGGAACUUCGAUGUCGAUGGGGACGGCCACAUCUCACAGGAGGAGUUCCAGAUCAUCCGUGGGAACUUUCCUUACCUCAGCGCCUUUGGGGACCUCGACCAGAACCAGGAUGGCUGCAUCAGCAAGGAGGAGAUGGUCUCCUACUUUCUGCGCUCCAGCUCUGUGCUGGGUGGCCGCAUGGGCUUCGUACACAACUUCCACGAGAGCAACUCCUUGCGCCCGGUCGCCUGCCGCCACUGCAAGGCCUUGAUCCUGGGCAUCUACAAGCAGGGCCUCAAAUGCCGAGCCUGUGGUGUUAACUGCCACAAGCAGUGCAAGGAUCGCCUGUCGGUUGAGUGCCGGCGCCGGGCCCAGAGUGUGAGUCUGGAGGGGUCCGCACCCUCACCCUCACCCACACAUACCCACCACCGCGCCUUCAGCUUCUCCCUGCCCCGCCCUGGCAGGCGAGGCUCCCGGCCUCCAGAGAUCCGAGAGGAGGAGGUUCAGACAGUGGAGGACGGCGUGUUUGACAUCCACUUGUAAUUGACGCUCUGACUGGAUCAAGCACUCAUGCCUGCUUUGGAGAAAAGACUUGGACCAGAGCAGGGAGCCUGGGGUGCUGCGGCAGCAGGCCGGGGCUGGGGGGCGGGGUGUGAGGGUAGCAUGCGGCUGAGGGCAGGGCCAGGGCUGGUGUCCCUAAGGUUGUACAGAUUCUUGUGAAUAUUUGUAUUUUCCAGAUGGAAUAAAGGCCCAAGUA